CUUUCCACGCACCCACAUCCUCCUCAUCUCGUCUCCAGCCCUGCGCCGCACCAUGGCUCCGCCUGCUGCCAGCCACGGCGCCGCGAAGGAGCGGCCGCCGCGCCGCCUCAGCCGCCUCUUCGGACACCUGCCGCUGCCGCUGCCGGCGUCGCAGAAGCGCGACUCGGACAGCGCCGUCGCCAGCCCGACGGGCAGCAGCUCGGCCCUCGCGCCGCCCGCCGCCCGGGCCCACCACGCACGCCCGCGGCGCCGCUCGUCGACGUGGUCGCUGCUGCCGCUCGGCUCGCCGCUGCCGACGCCGCCGCUGCCGCCGCUGCUCGCCGAGCAGUUCUCAAACCCCGACGACGUGGCGGCCUUUGCCGAGGCGCUGCAGGACGAUGCCGGCCAGCAGGAUGUGCAGGCUGCCGAUGCGGGCGCCAAGACGGCCGACCAGCUCGGCGCCGAGGCCGGCGACGCUGGCGAGCCCGAGGCGACGCCCGCCGCACUCGUCAAGGCACCCAAGGUCGGGCGCAUCGCGGCCGCGUCCGACUUUGCGCCCGUGCGCGAACGCCGCAUCCGCAAGCCGCGUGCCGGCGCCGAGACGGGCGUGGCGCGCGAGGGCGCUGUAUACGUGCUUCUGCGCUUUCCGCUGCUGCUCUGCGUCUGGGCGACGAUUGUGCUGCAGUUCCUCGCCUACGUUCUCGUCCGGCAGAGCGUCAAUGCCCUGGAAUGGGUGAUGGCGUGGCGCGGCCAGCGCGGCCGCCUGCGCCGGCGUCUGCGCCAGGCGGCCUCCUGGACGGAGUGGCGCGCAACCGCGCACGAGAUGGAUGCAUUCAUGGGCUACGACGCGUGGAAGAACGUGCGCGAGAGCGGCCUGUACGACUGGAGACUUGUGGCCAAGGUGCACAAAAGCCUCAAAGCAUUCCGAGAGCAAGAUGAUGCUGAGAAUCUUCUCGACGUGCUCGACUUGUGCAUUCGGAACAACUUCGCGGGCAUCGAGAGCUUCCGCCUUUACUCGGAGACCUUCUGGGGCACCAAAGUCGCGAUUGAGUCGUAUCUGGAUGAGGCAGAGCGUGCUUUGCGCUACAUCCAAGAGACAGACAAGAUCCCUCUCGAGCGCAAGCGUCACUUCUGGCGCACGCUGUCCAAGAACCUCGGCAAGACUGCGCUCUGCCUCUCUGGCGGCGGCUCUUUCGGCUACUACCACAUUGGCCUUGUCCGGGCGCUUCUCGACGCCAACUUGCUUCCAAACAUCGUGACGGGCACGUCUGCGGGCGGGCUGAUCGCGGCGCUCGCGUGCACGCGCCACGACGAGGAGCUCCGGGAGAUUCUCGUGCCAGAGCUGGCCGACCGCAUCACCGCGUGUUGGGAGCCCAUUUCGAUCUGGGGCCCGCGCGUGUGGCGCACCGGAGCGCGCUUUGACACCGUCCAGUGGGCAGAGAAGGCGCAGUUCUUCACGCGCGGCAGCAUGACGUUCCUCGAGGCGCACCGGCGCACUGGCAAGAUUCUCAACGUCUCGGUCAUUCCGGCCGACCGCCACUCGCCCGUGAAGCUACUCAACUACAUCACCGCGCCGAACUGCAUCAUCUGGUCCGCCCUACUCGCCAGCGCAGCUGUCCCCGGUAUCGUGAGUCCCGUCUGUCUCAUGCAGAAGCAUCCCAAGACGGGCAAGGCGGAGACGAUGUCGUAUGGGCACCGCUACAAAGACGGCUCGCUGCGAGUGGAUAUCCCGCUGUCCGAUCUGCACGCCCUGUACAACGUCAACUACCCGAUCGUCAGCCAGGUCAACCCACACGUUCACCUCUUCUUCUUCGCGCCGAAAGGCAUGCCAGGACGUCCCGUGGCCCAUCGGCGCGGAAAAGGCUGGCGCGGCGGCUUCAUCCUCAGUGCCGCCGAGCACAUCAUCAAGCUCCACCUCAGCCUCAACUUCAAGGUGCUGCGCGAUCUGCAGGUCCAGCCGAGACUCCUCGGCCAAGACUGGUCAAAUGUCUUCCUGCAGCGCUUCAGCGGCGCAGUGACCAUCUGGCCGCGGACGCGUGCCUGGGACUGGGUGCGCAUUCUCAGUGACCCCGACAGAAAGGAGCUGCGGCGCAUGAUGCAAGUCUCGCAGAGCACGACCUUUCCGAAGCUUCACAUGAUCGACAACCGCCGUCGGCUCGAGGCUGCAGUCGAGCAGGGCCGUCACGCCUGCCGCCGCGCUCAGCGUGCCCAGAACGCGACGGCACAAACCCCGGGAGGCAGCAAUGCGCAGACGGACGGACAGCUGUCGAAUUCGCGUCUCUCAGACGAGAGCGCGGCCGAGACGUCCGGCCCCGGCGCCGCACCGGGAGACUUCUUCUCCAGCAAGCGCGUGGCGCGCGAGCCCACGAGGCUGCGCGACAUGGCGCGCAUGGUGAGCUACAACAGCGUCACUCUGAGCGACGAGGGUGGCGCGACGCCGGGCGAGCCGGAGACGCCGGGCGAGCUGCCGCGCCAUGCCCGCCUCCGGUCGCUUGGGCACAACGAGGAGUACGCCGGCUCGAGCUCGGGCUCCACCACGAAGCGACCCUGGAGCCGUGACCACCACAACGGCAGCAUGCCGUCGGAAGGAGUGCGUGAGCACGACUUUGCUGGGAUGCGCGAUGGCAGUGCGACGACCGACGAGGACGACAACGAGGAGCCUCUGACAGCUGCCGCGCUCAGCCCUCGGCACGCGAACCCGCCGCAUCACGACUCGCUGCGCCGCUCACUGCCGCGCCAGCACUCCAAGGGCAAGGAUGGGCCCGGCGGGCAUCAGUGGGGCGACCGCGGCUCCAUGAGCGCCGGUGGCGGCCUGCGGUGGGACGAGGGCGACAGCAGCGCGUCGUCGGACGAGGAAUGAUUCGAUUGUGCUGGAGCAUGUCGCGGUCUGGCAUGAGAUGAAGGAUGAGCAGACGGGUGACGGGAUGGGGCUUGUCGUGUGAAGAUGUGGCAGUGGCAUGAGAUGGACCCGGCGAUGCGGCAG
Molecule: messenger RNA, 2962 nt
Organism: Tilletiopsis washingtonensis
Lineage: Eukaryota; Fungi; Basidiomycota; Exobasidiomycetes; Entylomatales
Product: patatin-domain-containing protein
Exons: 10
Coding region: 53-2839 (928 amino acids)
Biological process (GO): lipid metabolic process
Molecular function (GO): triacylglycerol lipase activity
Source: RefSeq, a predicted model, not a curated record